ACAAUUCGCUCUGAGCACAAUAAUGGCGACAGUUGACGUUCGAACUUGAGUGUGCGCGCCAGUACUUCCGGUGAAAACUUCCGGUGAUUUGACAGCGAGAGCGGGAGACGCGAGAGUGAGAGACAACCAUAGACAACAGCGACCGAGUUCCAUUACCAGAGAUAUUUCUUUACAAUGAGUGUUUUUAGGAUUAAAGAGAGGCGACUUGCCUUUCAGAGGGUGAGAGCCUCAGCACUUCAUUGUUGUGUGCCGUUAUGUACCGUUUCGUCACGUUACAACAGAGAAGUCAGCUUUCAUGUAUUCCCUGUUGACGCUGCGGUACGGGCUGAGUGGAUGCAGAAGAUCCGGAGGGAUGACUUCAACCCGACCAAAAACACCCGAGUCUGUAGUCGGCAUUUUAAGCAGGCUGAUUUUAACGUGACUGCCGGGGGGUUGAGGAGGCUGAAAAAGGGAGCCGUACCCGUUUACUUCUCAUGGAAUGGGUACGAACUACCUGCGCCCCGACCGAGCGUCUGGGAACGGCGUCCGCGAGCCGAGAGUCCUGCCCCAGAGUCAGACUCGGACUCGGAGAUGGAGACCGAAAUUGCUCCACCAGAUCAUGACUACUCUGUAGUCCCUCAAACAGGAGCGAGGGCGAGUAAUUUGGCCGACGAGAACAAAGCUCUACGUCGCCAGGUUAGGGAGCUACAACAGCAGUUGGAAGUCCUCAAACUUCGCCAGCGUUUUGGGAUAGAGCGCCUGUCUGGAUCAGAUGAGGACGUGCGCUUUUAUACCAGGUUUGCGUCCUACAGGAGUUUCAUGGUAUUUUGGAAUUUAAUUGAACCUGCCGUGACCCACAAGAUGGUGCACAUAACAAGCGCAAAGACAGCCUCUGCCAGCAUCAGCACAGUUCAUCACCCAACAACGAAACUGAGACCCAUUGAUGAGUUUCUGCUGUUCCUGAUGUACCUGUCAGUGGGUUUUCCUCCCAGGGACCUUGCAGAGAGGUUCAGCAUACACCGCACUACUGCAAGUCGGAUCAUCUCCACAUGGACUCAUUUUUUGUACUGCCUGUUGGGAAGCCAGCGCCUUUGGAUUCCGCCAGAGGUAGUGAGAGCUCACCUGCCAGUUGAGUUUGCAGCUUUUUCUGAUACACAGGUGAUCCUUGAUUGUACAGAGAUAUUCUGUCAGUCGCCAUCCUCUCUGCUGCUUCAGAGUGAGGUUUUCUCUACCUACAAGUCACACACUACAUUCAAGGCCUUGAUUGGCAUGGCACCCCACGGUGCUGUCACCUUUGUGUCUGGACUGUAUGCAGGCUCUAUGAGCGAUCGCGAGAUCUUCAAGCAGUCCGGGAUUGUAAAGCUGCUGAAACCAGGUAUGGCGAUCAUGGUGGACAAAGGGUUUGUUGUGGACAACCUUGCUCCUUGCAAGGUGUACCGGCCUGCCUUUCUCAGCAAAAAACAGCGGGUCUGGCUACUGCUAGCUAGUUAG
Alosa sapidissima (American shad) is the source of this 1470-nucleotide messenger RNA. RefSeq lists its product as uncharacterized. NCBI's taxonomy places the organism in Eukaryota, Metazoa, Chordata, Actinopteri, Clupeiformes, Clupeidae. The record is from RefSeq and is a predicted model, not a curated record. The transcript is spliced from 2 exons. The coding region runs from base 175 to 1470 and encodes 431 amino acids.